AAUGCUUGCAUACCUAACACUGAGGGACCGCCACUUGUCUGGGGUUCUGCUGGCCGUCCGACCCGUUGCUUCUUCUGAAGUCAGAGCUAUCUAUAAAAUAUUUAUUUUCAAGAAAAUACAGCCUCUGAUUGGCUAGAAGGUUUGUAUUUUAUGUGCUUAUUGGUUGAGCAUGAGAAGAGAAAGCCCACGGGCUGCCUUUGCACAUCUUGUUCCGGAAGAAUAAUACCCACCUACCUGUGAGGAAGACUGCAGGAGGCAGUGGGCGUGGGUGAGCGCAUCCAGGUGCGAGGGACAGGACCCUUGAUGAAAGCCAGGGCCUUCUGGAAGUGUUUCGUUCAUUUAUUCACUAAAUAUUUAAGAGCCUACUCUUGUGGCAGACGCUCUGCUAGGCACCGGGGAUGCAGGAACAACACAGCAUUCCUGUCCUGCGGUGACCUUCUAGUGAGUCAUCAGACACUAAGUCAAAGUAAGCAAGGUAGAAAAAGCUGGGUGCACAAGGGAAGCGGGGAGGAGGGAGGGGCUGCAGCCUGCCUGAGGGGAAUGGCUGCCAUAUUAAAUAUGAUAGUAACAUUUGCUGCAGGAUGCAUGCAACACAGUCGAUACUGUAAGUAGACAGCGACGAGUUCGUUUACAUCCCCACAGUUUCUAACUUCAAAUGGGCCCAACAUCUUUCGAUAUACCUUGUCACUGGGAAAAGUGGGUUAGAGCCUCAUAUUGUGGGUCCCCUCGUAUUCGGAUGUUUACGGUACUCUUAGCCGCGGGCGCCGCGGAUCCUCUGGGCGUGGGCCCCGCCCCCGCCGCGGCGCGCGUGCGCGAGGAUAAAAGCGAGGCCCCGUGGGCGCGUGGUCAGUGCCAGGGCGGGGGCGGUGCGGCAAGUGGCUGCAUGGCGCAGUGCGGAGUGCGGCGGACAGCGGCCCUGGGCCUGGCCCUGCGGCUGCUGCUCGGCUUUGGGCUGGGCCUGGAGGCCGCCCCGACCCCGGUCCCGAUCCAGUUCUUGGCCCAGGCCCCAGGGUCGUGCCCGCCCACCAGCUUCCAGUGCCGCACCAGUGGCUUCUGCGUGCCCCUCACUCUGCGCUGCGACAGGGACAAGGACUGCCCCGACGGCAGCGAUGAGGAGGAGUGCAGAAUCAAGCCUUGUGCCCAGGACGGAGAGUGCCAGCCACCCACUGGCAGCCCCUGCCCUUGUGACAACGUCGAUGACUGCCCAGAUGGCAUCGUGGAGAAUGUUCACAACUGCAGUUCCCAGCCCUGCCCGGCGGGGGAGCUCCGCUGCCUGCUAGGCGGUGCCUGCAUCCCACGCACCUGGCUCUGCGAUGGCCAUCCGGACUGUCCCGCCUCCAGUGACGAGCUUGGCUGUGGAACUGAGACCCUCCAGGAAGGGACUGCCACGUCCACGGGGACCCCUGUGACCCCGCACAGUGUCCCUUCUCUCAGGAAUGCCACAACGAGCCCCGUUGGGGACCAGGAUUCCGUCCAGUCUGGAAACCGGAGUGCUUGUGGGGUUAUCGCGGCUGCGGUGGUGCUCAGUGCCGGUGUGGCUGCCAUCUCCCUGUUCGUGCUGUCCCGGCUCUGUGCCCGGGGGUGCCUGCGCCCGCUGGGGCUGCUGAUGGUUGUGAAGGAGUCCCUGCUGCUGUCUGACAGGAGGACCUCACUGCUCUGAGGAUGAGCUAUUGCCACCACAGCUGGUUCCUGAGCAGGGCCAGCUAUGAGGACAUGUACCCCCGCAGCUGCUGGCGCACCAGCCCUCAGACGUGGGUCCUUCUGGCUGGGCAGCACCCGGACCUGAGCUCCUGAGCUGGCCCUGGAGAGGUUGGGGGUGCCGGGACCCUCCCCCUGGAUUCAGGGAGCCUGGGUGGGGAGUACAUCACAGCUGGGAUUGAGGGGCUGGCCCCAGGCUGCUCCCAGGGGCGACCCCACACGUAGACACUCCUGCUGCCCCCAUCUAAAGGUGCUGAUUAAAGUCGCUUCACAUCGUC
Leptonychotes weddellii (Weddell seal) is the source of this 1976-nucleotide messenger RNA. RefSeq names its product CD320 molecule (gene CD320). NCBI's taxonomy places the organism in Eukaryota, Metazoa, Chordata, Mammalia, Carnivora, Phocidae. The record is from RefSeq and is a predicted model, not a curated record. Gene Ontology annotation, molecular function: protein binding. Gene Ontology annotation, cellular component: plasma membrane.